AUGGAUAGAGGGAUUUUACAUAAACGUUUAACUGCUCGUUCUUGUUUAUUAGAUAAUAUGGAGAAUUUACGUCUUUCAGAUUUUUGGACAGAAAAUGAUCCCGGAGAUUUAAAUCUUUUUCAAAGAAAUUUACCUAAUUCUAUUAGUCAAAGGACUAUUAUGUUUAGUGAUGGAUGGCGUUAUUUGCCAGCAGAGACGUUAAUUAACAACCAAUUUGAUUGUACUUCUCAAGUUUGGACUUUUGGUCUAUUAAUAUGGCAAAUAUAUACUCAUCACCAAUUUGGAAAUAGAAUUAUUUAUUCAAGUAUGGAAGAAUUUCUAUCUUUAACGGCUGGAAGGGAUGACCCUUAUUUUAUGCCUGGACAUUUAAACAAAAAAGAAUCCCAACAAGGAAUGCCUGAACAACGUAGACGUAAAGCUGUUUUUCUUAAAGCUUCAGAACAACUUCCCCAUCCACCCGAAUCUCUCGCUAAAAUCAUUCCUUCCGCUCUUCUACCUGAUCGUUCUGAACGACCUUAUUUUUCCGAAAUUUUUCGCAUUUUGGAAUGUGAAAAAAGAAUUCUUGAUUUGGCUCAUGUGAUUGGACGUUUCUUUUAA
Molecule: messenger RNA, 597 nt
Organism: Meloidogyne enterolobii
Lineage: Eukaryota; Metazoa; Nematoda; Chromadorea; Rhabditida; Meloidogynidae
Source: the annotation of a GenBank genome assembly